CUGUCUAGCGAUAUCACUCCGAGUAGUCGAGAGAGCGGGUAGGAAGAAUGAUUUGAUUAUGCUAACCGAGAAGGACCAGCUCGUAUCGGCUGACGAGGAGAAGAUCAAGACAGUAGGACGAAUGACGAAUGUCGCGUUCCGAUUGGGAAAAGUGCAUGCUUUAGGAGAUGUUGUGGUGCUGGAUGUGAAUACGUAUGACGUUCUUUUCGGCCUUCCUGCAUUGGUGGCGCGGCGUGCUAAUGUAGACUUCGAACGCCGAUCCGUCAUUCUCCGGAAUACCGGGGGAAAGCCGUAUGUAAUACCCAUGAGACUAACUCUUCGAACGUCGGUUAAGUGGGUUCGGUGCYYGAURGGAAUCUGMAAUGCGCCUGCCACGUUUCAGAKGRCGAUGAACGUGACUUUUCAGAAUUUCGUCAAUAAGACACGGCUGACUAAGGGGAUGAUUAACUUCUGCGUCAUUGUGUACAUGGAUGAYGUUCUGGUGUACUCGGACACGUUUCACGGACACGCGCARCACRUCRAAUGGACGUUGGGUGCGUUGAGAGACGCAGGUUUCAAGAUUGCGCUGGAAAAGAGCGAGUUUUUCCUUCCGGAAAUCUCGUUCUUGGGGUAUGUGGUGACACGAGGAGGCCUGCGGCCGGACUCUCGAAAAGUCGCGGCGGUCAAAGAAGCCCCGGUUCCGACCUCACUGACGCACGUUCGAGCCUUCUUGGGCCUGGCCUCGUAUUACCGGCGGUUCAUCAAGGGGUUCGCGGCUAUAGCAAGGCCUCUGACAAACCUGCUGCGAAAAGAACAGCCCCUUCAUGGGGAUGACGAGUGCGACCAGGCCUUCGGGGCCCAGAAGGAUGCUCUCGUCACGGCCCCGAUUUCGAUUCGACCGGACCCCUCUCGACAGUUUAUUCUCAUCACCGACUGGCAGCCGGAGGCUAUCUCGGUCAUUCUGGCACAAAAGGGAAACGAUGGGAGGGAGCAUGUCAUCGAGUACUCUUCCCGGAUGGUGCCUGACAAGCGACGAAACGAUUCCGCGCCACAAGGAGAAUGCUAUGCGGUAGUGUGGGGUAUCCARCACUUCCAUCCGUAUUUGUACGGUCAAAAGUUUCUGCUCRUCWCCGACCAUGAACCUCUGUUGGCUCUGAAAAAGCUAACCAACUACACGGGCAUGAUCGGACGAUGGGCAGUGCGGUUGCAAGAGUAUGAAUUUGACAUUGCUCAUCGAAAAACGGAGAGGCAAGGCAACGCCGACGGACUGACAUGUUUGCACCAACCCGCCAUGGACAACAGCAUCAGGAAUGAUGACAUCAUCGGCGACGCCGUUAACAAUGAGCAUGUGGGUUCCACGGCGGGCGUGUCUGAGGCGGCUGUCGAAGGCGUGACUUGGCAAACCGUGCGAGGAUUGGCAGAGAUGGACAGUCACGGCUGCUCAAACGGUCUACGCGAAGAAGAGAUCGACGUCGUGGCGAUGGCAGUGACUGCCGUCGUCGUGAACACGAUAGGCGACAAGGAGUCCUCGUCGCGCGACAUGCUGAUGCGGCUCCGGCAACGAAGAGCGCUGUUGCAGAGCGUUGCAGAGGCGCCAGAUUGCGCGGCGACGUGUGAGGCAGUCACUUCGCGAUGGUGGAUUAAACGACGGACUGGCGGGACAUGGGAGGACCUCUGGCUUCGGGACAACGCGACGGACGAGUACUUCCGACAGAAGCUGCGCAUGUCGACGACCAUGUUCAACCACAUCGUAGCCGCGUGUGCCGCGUACAUGGAGAAGAAGGUGACGCACUAUCGAAUGUCAUUGCCAGUGGAGCAGCUGAUUGCUUUCGCGUUAUACAGGUGGGCGUCCGGAGAGACGUACGAGAGCGGCACGUCAACAUUUGGCAUCGGCAGGGCAACUGGACAGCAGGCCGUCCGCGACGUCACUUCGGCGCUGCUGCAGGCGUACCCCGACGCGAUAAAGUGGCCAAUGGGCAGGAGACGUGCGCAGAUUCUGCGCGCUUUGCGUGAGAAGGGUUUCCCAAACUGCUUUGGCACUAUCGACUAUACACACAUCUACAUUGACAAGCCCGCCGGUACACCUUCUGAGAACUACUACGACCGCAAACAGAAGUUCUCCAUGCAAGCGCAGGUGGUUGUGGAUUUGGAUUUGCGGAUCCUCGACGUCCACGUGGGAUACCGUGGAAGUGUGCACGACGUCCGUGUCCUACACAAUUCCUUGUUGUUUAGGCGUGCAGAAAGUGGCGAGCUGUUUGACGCAACUCCGGAGAAUCUGCCGCACGGUGUCGUCACGCGAGGCUACCUGCUGGGCGACAACGGUUUUCCAGUUGCCUGUCUGUGGAUUGUGUUGCCGUACAGAGGAAUCGACCAAGGUGCUGACGAGGAGCGCUUCGACACGCGGCAAAAGGUGGCACGGGGGUGUGUGGAGAGGGCAUUCGGCCGACUCAAGUGCAUGUGGCGUCUGUUCUUGCGCACCCAUAAGACGAACCUAGAGACCUUGCCACAGCAAUUCGUGGCUGUCUGCACUCUUCACAAUAUCCUCCUGGACGCGGGGAUCGACUUCGACAAGAACCUUCUGUGGGAGGUGGAUGCGAACGGCGUUCGGCGUAAAGUGGACUUGGGCAUUGUGGGGAACGGCGCACGCGGGCGGGGACGGUGCACAAACGUGGAAGGUGAAUUGUUGAGGGAUGCACUGUGAGACCGCCUAGCUUUGAUGUAG
Molecule: messenger RNA, 2701 nt
Organism: Chara braunii
Lineage: Eukaryota; Viridiplantae; Streptophyta; Charophyceae; Charales; Characeae
Source: the annotation of a GenBank genome assembly